AUGCACCCAGCCCAGGCUUCACUCAACAUGCACCCAGCCCAGGCUUCACUCAACAUGCACCCAGCCCAGGCUUCACUCAUCCAGGACCCAACCCUCCCCCACCCAGUACUGUGCCCAGGCCUCACUCACCCAGAACCCAGCACAGGCCUCACUCACCCAGGACCCAGCCCUAACCUCACUCACCCAGUACCCAACCCAGGCUUCACUCACCCAGGACCCAACCCAGGCCUCACUCACCCAGCUCCCAGCCCAGGCCUCACUCACCCAGGACCCAGACCAGGCCUCACUCACCCAGGACCCAGACCAGGCUUCACUCACCCUGCACCCAGCCCAGGCUUCACUCACCCUGCACCCAGCCCAGGCUUCACUCAACAUGCACCCAGCCCAGGCUUCACUCAACAUGCACCCAGCCCAGGCUUCACUCAACAUGCACCCAGCCCAGGCUUCACUCAACAUGCACCCAGCCCAGGCUUCACUCAUCCAGGACCCAACCCUCCCCCAACCUCACUCACCCAGUACCCAACCCAGGCUUCACUCACCCAGGACCCAACCCAGGCCUCACUCACCCAGCUCCCAGCCCAGGCCUCACUCACCCAGGACCCAGACCAGGCCUCACUCACCCAGGACCCAGACCAGGCCUCACUCACCCAGGACCCAGACCAGGCCUCACUCACCCAGAAGCCAGCCCAGGCUUCACUUACCAAGGACACAGCCCAGGCUUCCCUCACCCAGGACCCAGCCCACGCCUCACUCACCCAGCUCCCAGCCCAGGCCUCACUCACCCAGAACCCAGCCCAGGCCUCACUCACCCAGGACCAAGCCCAGUUAAAUCCUGCCGAGUACGCAGCUCAGUCCUCCCCUAACCCAGCACCAAGCCUCGGCCCUCCCGACCCAUCGCCCCAGCUCAUCCCCAGCUCAGGCCUCCCUGACCCAACAUCCAGACAGGGCCGAGCCCCAUCUGGCACCCAAUCCUGGCCACCCCCAAACAGCACCCAGCCCAGGCCUCCCCCGGCCAGCACCCAGCCCAGGCCUCCCCCGGCCAGCACCCAGCCCAGUCCUCCCCCGGCCAGCACCCAACCCACGCCCCCACCCGGCCAGCACCAAACCCAGGCCUCUACCAGCCAGCGCCCAACCCAGGCGUCUCCCAGUGAGCACCCAACCCAGACUUUCCACACCUGCAACCCAACCCAGUCCUCUCCCAGCCAGCACCAAACCCAGGCCUCCCCCACCUGGCACCCAACCCAGGCUUCCCCCACCCAGCACCCAAACCAGGCCUCCCCCAGUCAGCACCCAACCCAGACUUCCCCCAGCUGCAACCCAACCCAGGCCUCCUCCAGCCAACACCCAACACAGGCUUCCCCCACCUGGCACCCAACCCAGGCCUCCCCCAGCCAGCACCCAACCCAGGCCUCCCCAACCACGCACCCAGCCCAGCCAUUCCCCACCCCAACUCAGCGCCUGCUCCCCCCGGCCAGCACCCAACCCAGGGCUCCCCCACCCGGCACCCAGCCCAGCCAUCCCCCACCCGACUCAGCGCAGGCUUCCCCCACCCAAAUCCCAGGCUCAGCCACUGCCACCCAGCCCAGGCCUGUGCAGACCGGCAGACCCCCGACUCUUGUCACCGGUGACUCUCCCGUCCGCUAG
Messenger RNA from Stegostoma tigrinum, 1644 nucleotides. RefSeq names its product paternally-expressed gene 3 protein-like. The record is from RefSeq and is a predicted model, not a curated record. The transcript is spliced from 2 exons. NCBI's taxonomy places the organism in Eukaryota, Metazoa, Chordata, Chondrichthyes, Orectolobiformes, Stegostomatidae. The coding region runs from base 1 to 1644 and encodes 547 amino acids.